Molecule: messenger RNA, 246 nt
Organism: Leptosia nina
Lineage: Eukaryota; Metazoa; Arthropoda; Insecta; Lepidoptera; Pieridae
Source: the annotation of a GenBank genome assembly
AUGUCAAAGGGAGAUGGGAUAAAGCGUCGGGAUGCUGCGUACAAACCUGUGACUAAGGGGCGACUGAUGGCGCGCGCGGGUUGGGUAGCGCGGGGGAGGGGCGCCCGCCCGCCCGCAAGCAACCCCCUCACAUUGGGAAAAUUCCCUCUUCAAAUUGUAUCAACUUUCCCGCAACUUUACAAUCGACGUCUUGAACUAUCAUCUUACAAGCUAACUGCAUCCAAACCAAAAUUACGUAAUAUAUAA